This is a messenger RNA of Encephalitozoon hellem ATCC 50504, 273 nucleotides long. RefSeq lists its product as uncharacterized. Gene Ontology annotation, cellular component: catalytic step 2 spliceosome; precatalytic spliceosome; U2 snRNP. Gene Ontology annotation, biological process: mRNA splicing, via spliceosome. The coding region runs from base 1 to 273 and encodes 90 amino acids. Lineage: Eukaryota; Fungi; Microsporidia; Unikaryonidae. The record is from RefSeq and is a predicted model, not a curated record. The transcript has a single exon.
AUGUAUCUUCACAUGAAACUAAGGUGUGGCAAGAUCUCCACAGGGGACAUCGCCAUGAUGUGCGACAAGUGCUCAGGAAAGUGCUACAUCUGUGGCCUCGACGCAGGCACAUCACAAAAAAAAGUCUACAUCUGCUCCACAUGCUUCCAUUCAGCCUACAGGGACAAAUGUAUCGUCUGCAAGCUUAAGGAUCCAAAAAACAAUGCCUACUGCUGCAGAGAAUGCUGGCUUCUGCAGAAAAAUCAUGACAGAUGCCCCGUUCUUAUUCAAUAA